AUGGCAUCCUCUCCUUCUUCCCCUGAAGCCCUCACGGCCAUCUUCCUCCUCUCGACAUUACUCGUCUCCCGAUUACCUCCGGCGAGCUCCGCCGCCUGCACUUCCGAGACCUUCUCCGGCCGCCGGCAACCCUACGACUCGUGCCUCGACCUCCCCACCCUCGACUCCCGCCUCCACUGGUCCUACGACCCGGCCCAAUCCAUCCUCGACAUUGCCUUCACAACCCAAACCGCCGGGCCCAACGGGUGGGUCUCGUGGGCCAUAAACCCGACGGGCCGGGGCAUGGUGGGCUCGCAGGCCUUGGCCGCUUUCCAGGGCCCGGACGGGCAGAUGACCGUCAGGAAAUACAACGUGUCGUCAUACGGCCCGUUGGGGGAGGAGUCGACCCGGUUGUGGUACGACGUGAGGGAGGCAUCGGCUGAGUUUUCUGGCGGGCUCGUGAGGCUGUUCGCCACCCUGGCGCUGCCGGAGAAGGGGCUGGCGGCCGUGAACCACGUGUGGCAGACGGGCGGGUCGGUCACCGGUGGAGUGCCCGACAGGCACGCGUUCGGGCAGGGGAAUUUGAAUUCGAUGGGGCGGUUGGAUUUGCUGACUGCGCAGAGCACGGGCAAGGGCGGCUCCACGGCCGAGAAGAGGAAUGUUCACGGAGUAUUGAAUGUCGUAAGCUGGGGAAUAUUAUUUCCCAUCGGUAUCGUGUUCGUCACUGCGUAUGCCAUUGGGGUAGUUGGUUGGGCAACCGGUUUGAAGCUCGGUAGAGAAUCAGAAGGCGUUACGUACUCUUAUCAUCGGAAUAUUGGGAUCACGCUCUUCGUCCUAGCAACUACACAGGUAUUUGGAUCGGUGCUUAGACCUAAAAACGGUUUCGACAUAUUAAGGCCCGAAGCCAAGUGGCGAGAUGCUUAUCUUGUUGUGAGUGUUGUGCUGGCUUCGGUUGCUUCAUUGUUGGAAGUGAUCACGUGGAUCGCCACUCUAAGGAGGAAGAAAACAAUGCAUUAA
Striga asiatica is the source of this 996-nucleotide messenger RNA. The record is from the annotation of a GenBank genome assembly. NCBI's taxonomy places the organism in Eukaryota, Viridiplantae, Streptophyta, Magnoliopsida, Lamiales, Orobanchaceae.